This is a messenger RNA of Pipistrellus nathusii (Nathusius's pipistrelle), 2064 nucleotides long. NCBI's taxonomy places the organism in Eukaryota, Metazoa, Chordata, Mammalia, Chiroptera, Vespertilionidae. The record is from the annotation of a GenBank genome assembly.
AUGACGGACGCGCUCCGGCCCGCGGCCCCCCAGCCUCUGGAGAAGAAGGACGACGGCUACUUUCGGAAGGGCUGUAACCCCCUGGCACAAACUGGCCGCAGCAAACUGCAGAAUCAGAGGGCUGCCUUGAACCAGCAGAUCCUGAAAGCCGUGCGGAUGAGGACAGGAGCGGAAAACCUUCUGAAAGCCGCCACGAACCACAAGGUACGCGAGCAGGUGCGCCUAGAACUGAGCUUUGUGAACUCAGACCUGCAGAUGCUCAAGGAAGAGCUGGAGGCGCUCAACAUCUCCGUGGGAGUCUAUCAGAGCACAGAGGAGACGUUUACAAUCCCGCUGAUUCCGCUCGGCCUGAAGGAAACCAAAGAUGUUGACUUCUCAGUCGUUCUCAAGGAUUUUAUUCUGGAACACUACAGUGAAGACAGCUACCUAUAUGAGGAUGAAAUAGCAGAUCUGAUGGAUCUGAGACAAGCUUGUAGGACACCCAGCCGGGACGAGGCUGGGGUUGAGCUGCUGAUGAGUUAUUUCCUCCAGUUGGGCUUUGUUGAGAGCCGGUUCUUCCCGCCCACCCGACAGAUGGGGAUCUUGUUUACGUGGUAUGACUCCCUCACCGGGGUUCCGGUCAGCCAACAGAACUUGUUGCUGGAGAAAGCCAGCAUUCUGUUUAACAUUGGAGCCCUCUACACACAGAUCGGGACCCGGUAUAACCGGCAGACACCAGCUGGGCUGGAGGGUGCGAUGGAUGCGUUUCAGAAAGCCGCAGGGAUUUUAAACUACCUGAAAGAGACAUUUACUCAUACACCGAGCUAUGACAUGAGCCCCGCCAUGCUCAGCGUGCUGGUCAAAAUGAUGCUUGCACAGGCCCAAGAAAUCGUGUUUGAGAAAGUCUGCCUCCCUGGGAUCCAGAAUGAGUUCUUCAUGCUGGUGAAGGUGGCUCAGGAGGCUGCCAAGGUGGGAGAAGUCUAUCAGCAGCUGCACGCGGCCAUGAGCCAGGCGCCAGUGAAGGAGAACAUCCCCUACUCCUGGGCCAGCGUGGCCUGCGUGAAGGCCCACCACUACGGAGCCCUGGCCCACUACUUCGUAGCCACUCUCCUCAUCGACCACCAGUUGAAGCCGGGUGCAGACGAGGACCACCAGGAGAAGUGCCUGUCCCAGCUCUACGACCACAUGCCAGAGGGGCUGACGCCCUUGGCCACGCUGAAAAACGCUAGCCAGCGCCGGCAGCUGGGCAAGUCCCAUCUGCGCAAAGCCAUCACCCAUCACGAGGAGUCCGUGAGGGGCGUGAGCCUGUGCAAGAAGCUCCGUAAUAUCGAGCUGCUGCAGGAGGUGCUGUCCGCGGCACACCAGCGAUCCCAGCUCAAGUACACUCAGCACCAGGAGGACGAUGACCUGCUGAACUUGAUGGAUGCUCCUGACGUUAUUUCUAAAACUGAGCAAGAGGUUGACAUUAUAGUGCCACAGUUCUCCAAGGUGACCGCAACAGACUUCUUCCAGAAAUUGGGUCCUUUGUCCGUGUUCUCGGCUAACAAGAGAUGGACAUCUCCUCGAAGCAUUCACUUCACCGCGGAAGAGGGGGACUUAGGGUUCACCUUGAGAGGAAACUCUCCAGUCCAAGUCUACUUCCUGGAUCCCUACUGCUCUGCUGCGCUGGCAGGAGCCAAGGAAGGGGAUUAUAUUGUUUCCAUUCAAAAUGUGGAUUGUAAAUGGCUGACCGUGAGCGAGGUUAUGAAACUGCUGAAGGGCUUCGGCGAAGACGACAUUGAGAUGAAGGUUGUGAGCCUCCUGGACUCCACCUCAUCCAUGCAUAAUAAAUGUGCCACAUACUCUGUGGGGAUGCAGAAAACUUACUCCAUGAUCUGCUUAGCCAUAGAUGAUGAUGAUGAUAAGACUGAUAAAACGAAGAAAAUCUCGAAAAAGCUCUCUUUCUUGAGCUGGGGCACCAGCAAGAACAGACAGAAGUCUGCCAGCACCUUGUCCCUCCCAUCGGUCGGGGUUGUCAGGCCUCAUGUCAAGAAGAAGCUCACCGCUCCUUUCAGCCUCCUUAACUCCGACAGUUCUUUGUACUAA